This is a messenger RNA of Wallemia mellicola CBS 633.66, 1723 nucleotides long. RefSeq lists its product as hypothetical. The transcript is spliced from 2 exons. Gene Ontology annotation, molecular function: tRNA binding. Gene Ontology annotation, biological process: tRNA N1-guanine methylation. NCBI's taxonomy places the organism in Eukaryota, Fungi, Basidiomycota, Wallemiomycetes, Wallemiales, Wallemiaceae. Bases 941 to 1723 code for a protein of 260 amino acids. Gene Ontology annotation, cellular component: nucleus. The record is from RefSeq and is a predicted model, not a curated record.
UGUAGAAAUUUCACGUAUCGCUUUAGCUGCAAUGUUUGCGCACUGACUACGCAACAAGUUUCUCAAUACAGACCAACCAGCUUCAUCCCAUGUUGUUUCACUAUCUGGAUAAGGUAAAGAUUGCGCUUGUGAUCCAAUUACGGCGCAAAGAGCGAAUACGACUCUUUCGACUGUACUGUUUGGUACAUACGCGUAAGAUAAUACGGAUUGCAAUAACCUUAAAAUGCACGGUGUUUCAAUUGGGUUUGGAUUUGUUGGAUUAAUUGUAUUCAAUGAACCAAGAACCAACUUUGUAAGGUUUGCAGAGCGUAUUUGAGAUAUAUUAGAUUUUAUGUAACCUUCAAUUAAACUAAUUAAACGUAUGUGAACCCUUUGUAUUAAUGUAGCAUUCUCGAUUGAAGUGAAUUUGGAAUGCAUCGAUUGAUACUGUAAUCGAUCCUGCGAUAGUGCCUGACUGGACUUUCUCAACCAUCGACGAAUAAUAUGGGAGAAUGAAGGAUAAGCGCCACCUUCUUUUCCUGACUUGGUGAGAUUGUAUAAAGCGUUCAAUCGUGCAGCUAAUUCAGGAAUGUCCAUGUUCGGAUGGUGUUGUAAUAAAGCUGUCGCUAGUAAAUGAAAUCCUGGUAUUCUGAUAUUCAAGGGUGUUGUAUCACUGAUGAGUAAAUGCUUGAUGGAUAAAAUAGCGUUGAAAUUAGAUUUUGAAAGUGAAUAGCCCAUGCCCUGUGGAUCUAUAGCAGAUACCAAACUCCAUACUAAGCUAGAUGAUGGUUCAUCUACGAAUAGUUGGAUAGCUUCAUUGAUAUUGAUAGAUGGUGAGCUCGAAGAAGGAGAUGAACUGAGGGUAGUCUGACUAGACUGCCGAUGUAACUUAUGGGGACUGAUAAAUCUACUAAAAAAAGACUUAUGGUUGCUCAUCUCUUGGUUGUUCGCAACAACGAAGAUGACGGGACAAACGCCGCCAGAUCCUAAUAGUAAAAGUCAGCAGAAAAAACAGGCGAAGUUAGAGAGAUUAAAAGAGCAGAAGCCCUUGCGUAGAGCACAAGAUAGAGAAAGGAAGAAGCAGCGUAUCGCAAAAGCAAAGCAGGAGAAUGACGUUGAGUAUUUGAACGAAUUGAAGAAGCAGAAGCUGAAUAGGAAAGCGCCAAAUAAAGCUGAUAUCGUACACUCAGGCGUGAACGUCGUCAUGGAUUGUGCAUUCGACGAUUUACAAGUUGAUAGAGAAGUUAUUAGUUUAUCCAAUCAAUUAACUAGCUGCUAUUCUCUUAAUAGACAUACAAAACAGCCUACAUCGCUCAACGUCACCUCAUACAAUGGAAAACUCAAACAAAGAUUAGACACAUUGAAUACAGGAUGGGAUCUUGAUAAGAUAUCAUUCACUGAUAAACCAGUUGAGGAGGCCUACGACGUUAAAGACUGUGUAUAUCUCACAGCAGACACUGACAACGUAUUGACUGAACUCGAUACAUCCAAACAUUACAUAAUAGGUGCGAUGGUCGAUCACAAUAGAUUGAAGAACAUUACAGUAGAUAAAGCAAAGAACUUGGGCAUGUCUGUAGCCGCGUUGCCAAUUUCAAAGUACAUAAAAUUGUCCACUAGACGUGUACUCACAGUCAAUCAAGUGUAUGAGAUAUUAAUUGAGUACAUCAAGCAAAAUGACUGGGAAAAAGCCUUCUUUAGUGUUAUCCCACAACGUAAAUUAGAUACAGCUGUAGAAAAUGCAUAG